Molecule: messenger RNA, 1181 nt
Organism: Linum trigynum
Lineage: Eukaryota; Viridiplantae; Streptophyta; Magnoliopsida; Malpighiales; Linaceae
Source: the annotation of a GenBank genome assembly
UCUAACAUUUCCAGCUCUAUUCAUUCCUCAAAAUGGUUAUGGUGGGCUGAGAAACGAGAAGGAAUUAGAAGCAGCAGGGGAGUCGCACAGAGGCAGAGACGCAGGGAAGAAAGGGAAGGGAUGGGGUCUCCGUUCAAGGCAGAAAUUUUGAGAGGGAAGGUGGGUUUGAUCACUGGCGGAGGAUCCGGAAUCGGGUUCGAGUUGUCCACGCAGUUCGGCAAACACGGCGCCUCCGUCGCGAUCAUGGGCCGGCGGAAGUCCGUGCUCGACGCCGCCGUCUCCAGCCUCCGUUCCCUCGGAAUUCAGGCUGUGGGGUUUGAAGGGGAUGUUCGGAAGCCGGAAGAUGCAAGAAGAGUGGUGGAAUCAACUUUCCAACAUUUCGGCAGGAUUGACAUUCUUGUAAACGCUGCGGCUGGCAAUUUCCUUGCCUCGCCCGAGGACUUAUCCCCUAAUGGUUUUCGAACAGUUAUAAAUAUUGAUGCUGUGGGAACUUUUACAAUGUGCCAUGCUGCGCUCAAGUAUCUGAUGAAAGGAGGGCUUGGGCGAGGUUCAUCUGAAGGUGGUGGAUCAAUUAUAAAUAUAAGUGCUACUUUGCACUACACAGCAGCUUGGUAUCAAAUCCAUGUAUCUGCAGCCAAGGCAGCAGUGGAUGCCCUUGCCAGAAACUUGGCACUCGAGUGGGGCACAGAUUACGAUAUCAGAGUGAAUGGAAUAGCUCCAGGGCCCAUUGGCGACACUCCUGGGAUUAGCAAACUUGCACCAGAUGAGAUCAACGGCAAGGCACGAGACUAUAUGCCCUUGUAUAAGCUUGGGGAGAAAUGGGAUAUUGCAAUGGCUGCUCUCUACCUUGUUUCUGAUGCUGGGAAAUACGUGAAUGGAACAACGAUUCCAGUGGAUGGUGGACUAUGGCUGAGCAAGCCUCGCCAUCUACAAAAAGAUGCAGUGAGGCAGCUCUCUCGGGCUGUGGAGAAGCGUUCUAGAGAUAAACCUGUUGGUGUUCCUUCCAGCAAGCUUUAAGAUUCUAAUUUGUACCAAGAGGUAGUGUUAACGUGUACACACUACACACUCAAAUGUAUUGCAAUCCAAUUUAAGCUGUUGGUUUUCACAUUCCAAAGCAGCAUUCUCAAGACAUAAUACAAUCCUGCCAGUUUAUCUGCUAGAAAUAAACUGUAAGACUAGUU